Molecule: messenger RNA, 1095 nt
Organism: Spodoptera littoralis (African cotton leafworm)
Lineage: Eukaryota; Metazoa; Arthropoda; Insecta; Lepidoptera; Noctuidae
Source: the annotation of a GenBank genome assembly
AUGGCUGAGGCUGCAGGUGCCGCGAGCAGUAAUCCCAACGCGGAGAUCAUUCGGGGCCAGGUGUUCGAAGUAGGGCCCAGAUAUACGAAUCUGCAAUACAUCGGCGAAGGCGCCUAUGGCAUGGUUGUAUCCGCGCACGACAAUAUAAAGAAAACGAAAGUUGCCAUCAAGAAAAUAUCACCGUUUGAGCACCAGACUUAUUGUCAGAGGACGCUAAGGGAAAUCAAAAUCUUAACUCGGUUUAAGCAUGAAAAUAUAAUCGACAUCCGAGACAUUUUAAGGGCUGAAACCAUAGACUCAAUGAAGGAUGUUUACAUCGUACAAUGUUUAAUGGAAACAGACCUUUACAAAUUGUUAAAAACACAGAAACUAAGCAACGAUCACAUCUGUUACUUCCUGUAUCAAAUCCUCCGCGGGCUGAAGUACAUACACUCGGCAAAUGUUCUGCACAGAGACUUGAAGCCUUCCAACUUGCUACUUAACACAACGUGUGAUUUGAAGAUUUGCGACUUCGGUCUGGCACGUGUAGCUGAUCCAGAUCAUGACCACACUGGCUUCCUUACCGAAUACGUGGCGACUCGGUGGUACAGGGCGCCGGAGAUUAUGCUUAAUUCCAAGGGUUACACCAAAUCGAUAGACAUCUGGUCGGUAGGGUGUAUCCUCGCGGAGAUGCUGAGCAACCGGCCCAUAUUCCCGGGCAAGCACUACCUGGACCAGCUGAACCAUAUCCUCGGUGUGCUUGGCUCGCCUAGCCAGGAGGAUCUUGACUGUAUUAUCAACGAAAAGGCUCGAGGCUACUUGGAGUCUUUGCCGUACAAGCCUCGGGUGCCAUGGGCGGAGCUCUUCCCGGGCGCCGAUCCUCGCGCACUCGACUUGCUUCACCGCAUGUUAACCUUCAACCCACACAAGCGCAUCACCGUCGAGGAGGCGCUUGCGCACCCCUACCUCGAACAGUACUAUGACCCCAACGAUGAGCCCGUGGCGGAGGAACCGUUCCGAUUCGCGAUGGAACUCGACGACCUUCCCAAAGAGACACUCAAGAAGUAUAUCUUUGAGGAGACCUUACUAUUCAAGAAACUCAACGAAGACGCGUAG